AUGUUAUCCAAAGCGACAACUUUGAAAGCGGGCCUAAGAACAAGAGUGCUUGCCUCCGGACAGUCUGUCUCGAGACAAAGGAGAAUGCUGUCGAUCCACGAAUUCAGAUCUGCAGAACUUUUGAGAAAGUACAAAAUUGGUACACCUGCUGGCAGAGCCGCUACGACUCCUGAAGAAGCUUACGAAGCUGCUAAGAGUUUGGGUCACGACAAGUUGGUCAUCAAGGCGCAAGCUUUGACUGGUGGUCGUGGUAAGGGUCAUUUUGACACUGGAUUGAAAAGCGGUGUGCACAUGAUUGAAAGCGCGGAACAGGCGCGUGAUUUGUCCUCUCAGAUGCUGCAACACACGCUGAUCACCAAGCAGACAGGGGCCAAGGGGAAACCAGUCAGCGCUGUCUACGUUGUUGAACGCGUUGAUGCGAAACACGAAGCUUACCUGUCUUUCUUGAUGGACAGGCAAACCAAGAGAUCCAUGAUCAUUUGCUCCCCUGAAGGUGGUAUGAACAUCGAGGAAGUCGCGAAACGCAACCCAGAUGCGAUCAAGAAAUUUUACAUCACAGAGUCUGAGGGUUUGCAGCCUGAGACCGCCCGCCAAGUCGCCCAGAACCUUGGUUUUUCUUCCGAGGCUGAAUCAGACGCUGCAGACGCCGUGACGAAGAUGUACAAAAUCUUUAAGGACAAGGACGCGACUCAAAUCGAAAUCAAUCCCUUUAGCGAAGUCGUUGGUCAGGACACCAAGGUGAUGUGCAUGGACGCCAAAUUCGGGUUCGAUGACAACGCUGCUUUUAGACAGGAAGAAGUGUUUUCGUGGAGAGACUUGUCUCAAGAGGACCCUGACGAAGUGAUUGCCAAGAAGUACGAUUUGAAUUUUGUCAAGUUGCAAGGCAAUAUAGGGUGUCUUGUGAACGGUGCCGGGCUGGCAAUGGCCACCAUGGACGUUAUCAAGCUUUACGGUGGUGACCCAGCCAACUUUUUGGACUGCGGUGGUGGUGCCACUCCCGAGACGAUCGAGAUCGCGUUUAAAUUGAUUCUAUCCAACAAAAAGGUGGACGCUAUCUUCGUGAACAUUUUCGGAGGCAUUGUCAGAUGCGACUACGUCGCCGAGGGGCUUGUUGCUGCUACCAAGAACCUUGCGGUCAGCGUUCCGAUUGUGGCUAGAUUGCAAGGUACCAACUUAGAAGAAGGCCAGAGAAUCAUCAAGGAAUCCGGUCUCAAGAUAUAUUCGUUUGAUGAGCUGGACCCAGCGGCGCAAAAGGUCGUGGAAUUGACAGAGGGGAAGAACUAG
Lachancea mirantina is the source of this 1284-nucleotide messenger RNA. The record is from the annotation of a GenBank genome assembly. Lineage: Eukaryota; Fungi; Ascomycota; Saccharomycetes; Saccharomycetales; Saccharomycetaceae.